AUGUCUGGACCGCGAACCCCUCGAUUCCGGCACCUCCGCUGGUUGGCCUGCCUGCUGGCCAGCCUCUGGUUCUCCGUGAGCCAGGCUCAGCUGCCGGGAACGGGUUUCCAGGGACAAGGACGAGGGCAAGUGCCUCCCCUGCAGCCGCUGCAACAGCCGGCCAAUCCCUUCCAGCGCCGCCAGCCCAAUCCCGUCCAGGGUCAAGGACUAUUUCCGGGUCAGCGCAACCCGCUGAACCCAUUGGCUCCACCGCUCACCGGAGCUGCCCUCCAGAAUCCCUACACCCGCUACAAUCAGUACCAGCAGCAGAACUACGUGCCCAUCACCGCCUACCAAAACGAACUCAAUCUGGAUGGCAGCUUCUCCUACGGCUACUCAUCGGCCGACGGAACCACUGCCCAGGCACAAGGAUAUGUCAAGAACUUGGGAUACGGCGAGGGUGUCGAGGCACAGGUUAUUCAGGGCUCCUACUCGUACACUUCACCGGAGGGCACUCCCAUAACAGUGCGCUAUAUCGCCGACGAGAACGGAUUCCGGGCGGAGGGCACUGGGAUUCCAGCUUCCCCGCAAUAUUUCUCGGGUGCCCAGCCCUAUCAACAAAACCUGCUCAACCCCAAUAUAAAUCCGUACCAGACGCCCUUCCGCCAGCUGCCGCCACCACUGCCCAAUGCCCCAUUUCGUCCUCAGAUUCCGGGACAACAGCCAUUGAACCCGCUGCAACAGCAGCAACAACAGCAGCAACAGCUGCAACAGCAGCGCAAUUUCCAGCAGCAACAGCAACCAAAUUCCGGGCAAUACCAGCCAGAUCAGCCGUUUAAUCAGUUGCAUUCCGGUAAUUUACCUGGCCAGUAUGCUGGACAAUUUGGCCAGCAAGCUUUUGGCAGCAAUCUCACGGCGCAACAGGCACAACAGCAACAGAAUCUUAACCAGCAACAGCAGCAGCAACAACAGCAGCAGCAACAGCAGAAGGAGCAACAGAAUGAACAGCAGCAACAGGCCUUGAUAACCCAACAACUGAGGGGCAGACCCAAUAACCUGGUGGAUCCCUAUGGCUAUAACCAGUACGGCAGACGCUUCAAGAAGUCCCCAAAGAAAUAAGAUAGCAACUAAACUUGUAAUUGAAACGAUUAGUUAGUCCAAACAUGUAGUCGCAACUCAAAG
This is a messenger RNA of Drosophila takahashii, 1161 nucleotides long. RefSeq names its product Cuticular protein 47Ee (gene Cpr47Ee). Gene Ontology annotation, molecular function: structural constituent of chitin-based larval cuticle. NCBI's taxonomy places the organism in Eukaryota, Metazoa, Arthropoda, Insecta, Diptera, Drosophilidae. Gene Ontology annotation, cellular component: chitin-based extracellular matrix. The record is from RefSeq and is a predicted model, not a curated record.